ACACCAACCCCAGCGCCAGCGAGCCGGAAGGCCACGCGGCACCGACGCGAAAUGCGAAUUGGCAGCCUCUGCCACGGUGACGUACCGCCGCGGAAUUCUCCGCUCCCCUCGCGACUCGCGGUCGCGUGCAAGCGGGCAUGCUCUGUCCUCGUUCCCCUGAUGGAUACUAAAACAGGGGAGGCCCAGCAGGCAACAGGGAAAAAGAAACGAAGCCCCAUUUAUUUAAUAUAACGCAGAGCGCAGUCCUACACCUAGUCGUACUGGUCUACUGGACGUCGUGUUGUUUAUAGUCAACUAGCUUGGACCUACGCCGUCGUCACCUUCCGCGGCCGCCACCAGGCGCGCUUCCAUGCGCAUCGUCUGUUCCCCGGCCCCCGUUCGCCGUUGCGCGUUUGCCUCCGCGCCUAAGAAAGCAGACCACGCAAUCGAGAACCUUAAAGGCAAAGAAACCGUGAACUUUAUGUUCGCGCACCGCAGCAAAGGUGCCGCCGCAGCCACAGCCACAGCCGCGCUCGCCCCAAGAGCAACGUCCAAGUCCUCCCCCUCCCACCGCCCGCCAUGUCUUGCUCCGACGAUAUGGCGGCGUUCUACGACGCCUGGGUGGGACGCGAGGAGCAGAUCGUGGCGGAACUAACGGCGGCGCUCGCGCUCCAGCCCCGGCGCAGGGGCGACGCGCUAGCGCUGCUCGUUGACGGUGCCGUCGCCCACGUGGCCGCCUACUACGAGCACAAGUCCCGGCUCGCCGACCGCGACGUCGUGGCCGCGCUGGACCCCCGCUGGCUCAACCCGAUCGAGCGCACCUUCCUGUGGGCCUGGGGGUGGAAGCCCGCGCUCAUGUUCCGCUUCGUGGAGAGCGUCGGCGUCGGCUUGCGCCUCGAGCAGCGGCGCGCGCUGGAGGAGCUCCGCGGCGCCACGGCGGCCGCCGAGCGGGAGGUGGACCUGCAGGUGGCGGCCGUGCAGGAGUCGCUGGCGGGCCCGAGGGUGCUGGCCGCCCUGCGCAGGCAGCCCCUGCGGAACGGCGAGGCCGAAGAUGCCGUGGCGGUCGUCGGGCGCUCGCUGCGCGUGCUGCUGGUCGCGGCCGACGCGCUGCGGGACCGCACGCUGCGCGGCGUCGUCGGGCUGCUCGCGACUGACCAGGCCGGCGCGGUCGUCGUGGCCAUGCUGAGGUUCCAUCUCGGUGUCCGCCGCGCCGGCCGCGACUGGAGCUCCGGGCACGGAGCCCAGCGGCGCACCUAACAGAACGGAGCUGCUUUUUAUGUUAUGUUACGUGCAUGGGCACCAAAAGCCGGUCAAAUGUCACUGUCAGCGUUUGUGUCCGGUCCGUCGAACAAACGUUGGCACUAAGCGGAACCUGAGUCAUCCUGUGACGGCAUCUGCUCAUGUGUUUUCCUUUCAGCAUAUCAUGCGAACAGUCAACCGAGACUGUUCGUCGACGUUCAAGACUCCAGAGUCCAGCGUCA
Molecule: messenger RNA, 1460 nt
Organism: Zea mays
Lineage: Eukaryota; Viridiplantae; Streptophyta; Magnoliopsida; Poales; Poaceae
Product: protein DOG1-like 4
Exons: 1
Coding region: 559-1236 (225 amino acids)
Biological process (GO): DNA-templated transcription
Molecular function (GO): sequence-specific DNA binding
Source: RefSeq, a predicted model, not a curated record